UGAAACUACGAAGACAGAGAAUGUUUACAGGGCUGACAUUACUGUUUUUCAUCUGGGUGGUGUACUUGUUUCUAACUGUGUACACAGGUGCCCUUUCUUUCUCAACGUCAUACGAAGUCAACGUUCGCCAAAUAAGAGAAGAAAUACUCAAGUCUAUCAAACUGAACUCCUAUAAUUCAACAGAACUUGGAGAACUGCAAAGGCUACAAAAGGCCAUUGAAGAACUCUCCAAGAACUCAAGAGUUGUGAAGGAUAUAAUGGCCACCCAGUGAGGAUUAAUGUGUCGGCACUUACAACAGAGGAAAAACUUCAGUAUGACCAAGGGUUGGAAAUGUACAAAGUCAACAAGUUCGUCACAGAUCGAAUUCCACUGAGGAGACAGAUCAAUCUUAAAAUGCCUGAGUGUUCGGGACUGCACUACGACGUGAGCAGUCUACCUAAGGUGGGCGUGGUUCUCAUCUUCCACAAUGAGCUGUGGUCGGUGCUGCUACGAGCUGUGUACAGCAUCCUAGACGCCGGGCCAGAGGAGCUCAUCUCAGAGAUCGUGUUGGUGGACGAUGCUUCCGACAAAGGGUGGCUGGAACCUUUGCUGCAAAGAAUCAAAGAGGACGACUCCGUUUUGGCCGUUCCUUCGACUGACAGCAUCGACUGGAAAACGUUUCAGUUUAUAUUCAAGAAGAAUCUGCAACAAAAUCGUGGCGGCACCGACUGGGAUUUGAAUUUCAGCUGGAUCUCUCCAGGCGUAGUGGAUGGUGUUGAGCGCAAAACUCUUUCAGAUCCCGUAAAAUCUCCCACACAUUUAGGCUGCUGUUUUGCUGUUUCAAAGCGUCACUUUGAGCGGGUUGGACGGUAUGAUCCGGGCCUACAGAUAUGGGGAUGUGAAAAUUUAGAGCUCUCGUUUAAGAUCCUUAUAACCUCAAGCUAGUCAAGAACUGCCUACGAGUGGCCGAAGUCUGGCUAGAUGAGUACAAGCAAGUGUACUUCGAGAGGAUUGCCAACUUUCAGAAAAAGUUGGACUACGGUGAUGUUAGCGAAAGAAAAGCCCUGCGAGCUAAGCUUCAGUGUAAGUCGUUUCACUGGUACCUGAAGGAAGUCUACCCGGACCUGUACAUUCCUGACAGAGCCAGAACUUCUGGGAACAUCAAAAGCGUUGCUGAUCCGUCACUGUGUGUCACCAGAGGAGUGCGAUGGGAGAGUUACGGCAAGCAAGCGACGCCGGCAUCGUGUCGAUACCAGGACCAAACACAGGAGAAUCAGAUCUUGCACCUCCCGUCGGGAAAUUGCCUGACUCUCUCCAAGGACAAAGUAGAGAUACUCCUUCUUGAUUGCUCCGAAGAAGACAAGCAGCAGCAAUGGACGUGGCCACGAAAAACGCUUCGACUCCCUAAAUAGUACUGAUGCCAGUAGUUUAGCCCAUCGUCUUUCUUGAUUGAAGCUGGUUUACUUUAGGGGGUUUUUGUGCGUAUGUUUGCCUAUUUCUUGUUUGCCUUUCUUGAUGAUCACUGAAUGCUACAACAGUAUGCACUGAGAAAAAAAUAUAUAUAUAUUACAUGAAGUUUGGAUACUUGGAACUUAAAAAUGUCUUUGAAAGUGACGGAAAAGGUGGUGAAGUUGUGAGCGUGUUUUCUGGCUGUUUGUGUGACUUGUUUUUGUUUGUUUGUUCGUUUGUUUGUUUUUGGAGAGAAUGAGUACGCGAGUUAAUGAUGGAUAUACUGAAACACAAAAUAUUGUGAAUGAGUGCUGUGAUAUUGAUUCGUCUCAACUGUGGUAUCACAUAAUGUUAUAACUCGUGUGCUGUGGACUAAUGUUCACACAUCAUGCAUUUAUUAGUAUUGUCCAUAGACAUAGUGUGUUGUACAGGUUGUUCCCAAACGUCGCACACUAUUCUGGUUUUCAUCAAAAGCGUAAAGAGGGUUUUCAGGAUGUUGCGCGAUUUUUGGGGCACCCUCUGUAUACCUACCGUCUCAUUGUAUCAUAACAUAUGUGCCUUCCCACGUGUCCCACAUGAUGCAUUUUUGUAGCAUACCUCGUGAAGCAUAUUAUGACGUUUUAAAUAAAUCCUGACAAUGUGGUCAUUAUGCGGUUGUCAGUUUGUUAGGCUAUAUUAUUAUAGUUCGAAGUAGAAAUAAAUGUACGAGCGCUGUGA
Messenger RNA from Aplysia californica (California sea hare), 2146 nucleotides. Its product is annotated as polypeptide N-acetylgalactosaminyltransferase 5. Gene Ontology annotation, cellular component: Golgi apparatus. The record is from RefSeq and is a predicted model, not a curated record. NCBI's taxonomy places the organism in Eukaryota, Metazoa, Mollusca, Gastropoda, Aplysiida, Aplysiidae.